AUGUCUCUGCAGAGGAUCGUGAGAGUGUCCCUGGAGCAUCCCACUAGUGCAGUGUGUGUGGCUGGCGUGGAGACCCUCGUGGACAUUUAUGGGUCAGUACCUGAGGGAACAGAGAUGUUUGAGGUCUACGGAACCCGCGGUGUGGACAUCUACACCUCUACCGGAGUGGAGAGGGGCCGGGAGCACGCAGACACCGGGCGGUGGUGCUUUAACGCGGGGUUGCAGAGCAUCAUGGUCAUGAACUCUCCCAGCAACGACCUCAGUGACAGUCACUUUGAGUUUAACAAGACCCAGCUGGAGGCAGUGUUCUGGCCCCAGGGCAGGGGGGGAUUUACAAAGUGGGAGAAGUCGGACCUGGAAGAUAUGUCUGUCAUGGUCCUGCGGACCCAAGGCCCCGCUGCCCUUUUCGACGACCACAGACUUGUCCUCCAGCCCUCCAGCUCUGAGGCCAAGUGGGCACGGGUCUUCCAUGCCUGUGGUCCCAAGGACUCAUGCGAGGCUUACAGGCACGUGCUGGGCCAGAACAAGGUGUCGUACCGGGUUCCCCGCUUCCACGGGGACGAGGCCUUCUUCGUAGAGGGCCUCUCCUUCCCUGACGCUGGAGCAAGCGGCCUGCUCAAGUCCACGGUGGUUCUUGAACCAUCCAGGCUCUGGACCCUGAGGCCAGUUUCUUUUCCCUCUGGUCUUCCCCUGCCGGAUUUCUCCGAAUCCCCCAUCUUCACUGACACCGUGGUGUUCCAUGUGGCGCCCUGGAUUAUCAUGCACAGCACCCUGCCGCCCCUGGAGGUGUGCGUGUGCCGUGCGAGGAACAACACGUGUUUUGUGGAUGCAGUGGCGGAACUGGCCAGGAGGGCCGGCUGCAAGCCGACCAUCUGCCCACAGGCCGAGAACCACAACGACCGCUGGAUCCAGGAUGAGAUGGAGCUGGGCUACAUUCAGGCACCGCACAAGACCUUCCCAGUAGUCUUUGACUCCCCCAGGAAUGGAGAACUGCAGGGCUCCCCUUACAAACGAAUCCUGGGUCCAGAUUUCGGCUACAUGACUCGGGAACCACGAGACAACUCUGUGAGUGGCCUGGAUUCCUUUGGGAACCUGGAGGUCAGCCCCCCAGUGGUGGCCAAUGGGAAGGAAUACCCCCUGGGGAGGAUCCUCUUUGGUGGCAACUUGCCUGGGUCAAGGGGCCGCAGGGUCACCCAGGUGGUUCGGGACUUCCUCCAAGCGCAGAAGGCGCGGCCCCGUGUGGAGCUCUUUGUGGACUGGUUGGCCGUGGGCCAUAUGGAUGAGUUUCUGAGCUUUGUCCCUGCCCCGGAUGGGAAGGGCUUCCGGAUGCUCCCGGCCAGCCCUAGUGCCUGCUUCAAGCUCUUCCAGGAAAAGCAGAAGCAGGGCCACGGCACGGCCCUCCUGUUCCAAGGGGUUAUUGGCAAUCAGCAGGUCAACGCCAUCACCAUCGACCAGGUCCUCUCCAAUGAAAACCUCAUCAGCUACAAUAAGUUUGUCCAGGGCUGCGUCGACUGGAACCAGGAGGUGCUGAAGCGGGAACUGGGCCUGACCGAUGGUGACAUCAUCGACAUCCCCCAGCUCUUCAAGAUGGAGAGGAGAAAGGCGGUGGCCUUCUUCCCUGACUUGGUCAACAUGCUAGUGCUGGGGGAGCACCUGGGCAUCCCCAAGCCCCUCGGACCCAUCAUCAACGGCCGCUGCUGCCUGGAGGAGAAGGUGCGGUCCCUGCUGGAGCCGCUGGGCCUCCACUGCACCUUCACUGACGACUUCACCCUAUACCACAAGCUGCACGGGGAGGUGCGCUGCGGUACCAACGUGCGCCAGCAGCCCUUCUCCUUCAGGUGGUGGAACAUGGUGCCCUGA
Molecule: messenger RNA, 1860 nt
Organism: Physeter macrocephalus (sperm whale)
Lineage: Eukaryota; Metazoa; Chordata; Mammalia; Artiodactyla; Physeteridae
Gene: PADI3
Product: peptidyl arginine deiminase 3
Cellular component (GO): cytoplasm; nucleus
Molecular function (GO): protein-arginine deiminase activity; calcium ion binding
Source: RefSeq, a predicted model, not a curated record